AUGGAGUUUAACUUAAGAAAUGAAUAAAUGAUAGCAUAUCAUAGAAAUAGAGAGGAUUAUGAACCAUAACCUGAGGAUUGUUUAUAAUUUGCUUAUGGCGAUCGUAGAUAUGUGAAGAUGACAAACUAAAUUUUUGCAAGUGAUGAUGUUUUGAAACUGAAGAAUUUAGAGGAAAUCAAUGAAGAUUUUCAUAGAGGAGACUUUAUAACCUUGGCAUUGUUAUCUAGUGAUAUACUGGAUGUUUUAAUGAGUCAUUUAUCCAAUCCUCAUGAGAGAAUUCGAGAACUCUCUUCGAGUGCAAUUGUGUUGAUUAGUUCAAUAAAAUUUGGAAGGGAUAAGAUAAUGGAAAAGUUUUAUGUUCCAACAAUAAUGAAACUUCUGAAUGAUUAAGUUGUUAAUAUUAGAAAAAAUGGAUACCUCAGUUUAUUAAACAUGACUGAAUUUUAAUAAGGAGUUGAUCAUGUUUAUGCGUAGGGUAUUUUGGUACCAUUGGUUAACAAAUUGGUUGAAGAAAGUGUUGAGGAUUUAUUGACUUUGGAUUUGCAAUUGUUGGAGAAAAUAUUGUAUUGUGGAGAUGCCUAAGUCGAAAUUCUAAAAACUUAAGCUAUCAAGAGAUUAACAUAACUUUUAAAACGAUCUAAUUUUAAGUUGAGAUCCUUGGCUUGUAAGAAUCUAGCUUGCAUUUCAUAUGAUGCAAAUGGGAAAUUAGAUGUUAUCAAUUAAGGGUGUGUUCUUGAAUUGUGUGAACGAUUAUUAGACGAUCAUAAUGAAGUCAUCACUAAUGCAACAAUGGCUUUGGCUAGUUUAGCAUAGCAUAAUGAAUGCAAAUUUCAAAUGAUGGAUAAUAAUAAGCUAGACAUUGUUAUUUAAUUGCUUAGUCACAACGAUCACUAAAUCAAAUUAAAUAGUGUUCAAUUAGUAACUAGUCUUGCUGAACAUCCAAAAGGAAGAAAGGAAUGUUAUAAAUGUUUGCCUACUCUUUAGAACUUUUCAACUGAUCCUUAAUAUGAGUACAUCAGUCCUUAUGCUAUCUAGGCCAUCGAAGUCAUUAAGUGGGAACCUUGA
Messenger RNA from Paramecium tetraurelia, 1065 nucleotides. RefSeq lists its product as uncharacterized. NCBI's taxonomy places the organism in Eukaryota, Ciliophora, Oligohymenophorea, Peniculida, Parameciidae. Gene Ontology annotation, molecular function: protein binding. The transcript is spliced from 4 exons. The record is from RefSeq and is a predicted model, not a curated record.